AAUGUAAUUUUCAACUAAAUAAUUACAAGCAAUAAUGUAGAAAUGUUUCUCAAAGGUAAUCAACAAUCAAAUUUCGCAAAAAAGCAGAUCAUAAUGCAGCUUUAAAUCAAUCGCGCUAGUCGGGUGUCGGCGAUGCAGUGGAAUCACCCUGUCAAACAAGUUUUCCACGACGGGGCCUGUUUUUCUCGCGGGUCCACAAACACAAAAACGAAAAGAAAACAAGAGUAAACAUUCGUCGUUUUCCCUUGCAUUUUCGAGAAUCGCUGCAGUAAAAUUAGCAAAUUGCCUGGUGCAUUCGUGAUAAGAAUAAACCAAUUUGCGGGCAGAGUGGAAUCAGAAAAUGUUACGAAAUACGAAAAUGUAGUGCGAAAAGGAGUGCAGGAGAGUGAGAGCGUGUGUGUGCGAAGGAAAACGUACGAAGGAACUGAUUUUCCGGGAAGGGAUCCUAGCAAGGAUAACACGACGAACCUUCCCGAUAAUCGGGUCACAUGUAUUUUGCGACAAUCUUUAAAGUUUGUAAAAUGCUUUAUCAAUUGUUUUGGUUCCUGGCGACAUGCUGCACGUUCGUGGUGAACGCGCUCUGGCUUUGCUGCAACUUUGCCUCGGUCGGCAUUCCGUGGCUGAUGCUGCUUCUCUUCUUGGUCUGCAUUGGGUCGAAGUUUGUGAAGCUGAAAUCGCCCACGGACGAUGUGGUGCUGUCGAUGCUGUCGAAGAACGAGAAGCAGCGGGAUGCGAACGAGGCACUGUUCUGGCCCAUCGUCAACCGGGGUGGGGCUUUCGAUGCGCCGGAAAACUCACUCGCCGCCAUUAACCAGUGUGUGGCGCAACGAUGUCAAAAGAUACUGCUCGAUCUCGGGAUUACCGGCGAUGGGAAGGCGAUCAUACUGCACAAAUCGACGCUCGAGAAAGCGAACGUCAACGAACCGAUGCAGAAGCUGAAUUUUAACUUUUUCGACAACUUUAACAUAAGCGAACAUCAUCCGCUGGGCCAAUUGUUCCAGCCGGAGAAGGUGCUAACGUUCGAGAAGCUGCUGAAGCUGUUGGAGUCCUCGGAGAUGACCGUCUUUCUGCUGGCCUCACAGAUCAACUCCACGCUGUUGGAGAUUGUUCGCGAAACAGCUGCAAAGCGUCCCAUUUUUACGAAACGGAUCAUUUUCUGCUGUUCCUCACCGUUGGCAAUCUAUCAGCUUCGCCAGCAGUGUCCCGAUCUGGUUUGCGGGCUGUGGAUGGAACGGUCUUGCUUCACGAUACUGCCACGCUAUCUGAAUACCUCUACGAUACUGCUAUCAAUUGUCGGUGCCAUCUAUCGCAACAUAAUAGCACCCGUGAUCGGUGUUAGUCUAGUCUUUAUCCACAAGGAUGAGUUCAAUGCACAAAUCUCAACCCUGUGGAAGAACGUCGGCGUUCGGCCUAUUGUUUACACAAUAAAUUCGCCGAACGAAAAGCGCUACUUUCAGCAGGUGACCAAAACGCUCUAUCUCACGGACUCACUCCGCUCCGAACCGCAGCUAAUAUUUAAACCCAAGCGAAAGUAAACAGCAAAGUCAGCAGCAGUAGCAGCAGCAGUAGCAGCAGCAUGGCGUGCAAUUCGAAUCAUAAUCGAACUCUUAAUUUAAGCGAAAAUGUAUUUGUGUCUGUGUGUGUGUGUGCUACGUUAAGUUAUAUAGUUUCCUUGUGUUUAGUCAACCGCACACAUGCGCAUGUUUGUAUUUAAAUCGGCUUUAUCAUGAUCAUUUGCGAAGCGAAUCGACCCCGUUCGAAGGCAGCCAGUCAGUUAGGCGUAUUUAUUUAUUUUAGUCUCAGGUGUCGGCCGUAUGCCGUACGUGGAACUUACGGCCAAGUAUUACGGGAUGUCCUGCACCACCCCCCUUUAAUCAGAUGCAUUUCAAGAAUCGAUCUUAGUCCGGUGUUAGCCUCAUCCGCGUGACGAUGUGUGCCGCCGUAGCAGCUAACGGUGGCUACGUACCAGAAUCAAACUGUAAUACCUAUUAUUUGUCGAAAUAAAGCUUGUACGACGUGGGGCGUACAACGCGGUCACAUAUGGAUUGGGA
Messenger RNA from Anopheles stephensi (Asian malaria mosquito), 2051 nucleotides. RefSeq names its product glycerophosphodiester phosphodiesterase 1. The transcript has 4 exons. The record is from RefSeq and is a predicted model, not a curated record. Lineage: Eukaryota; Metazoa; Arthropoda; Insecta; Diptera; Culicidae. Gene Ontology annotation, biological process: lipid metabolic process. Bases 489 to 1535 code for a protein of 348 amino acids. Gene Ontology annotation, molecular function: phosphoric diester hydrolase activity.